Silurus meridionalis is the source of this 4026-nucleotide messenger RNA. It is a transcript of the gene sympk, whose product is annotated as symplekin. The transcript is spliced from 27 exons. Gene Ontology annotation, cellular component: mRNA cleavage and polyadenylation specificity factor complex. The record is from RefSeq and is a predicted model, not a curated record. Bases 128 to 3853 code for a protein of 1241 amino acids. Lineage: Eukaryota; Metazoa; Chordata; Actinopteri; Siluriformes; Siluridae.
CGGCUUUAGACAGAGUUGUUCCGUGUCAUUUCAAAAUGGCGCCUAUGUAGGUGAGAGUCAUAUUUGAAGCUGAAUUUCAUUCUUUGCUUGACUGUUACAUUAAGGAACCACGACUUCGGACUCCAGGAUGGAUUCAAGCUCUGGAGAAAAGCAGCGUGGCAGUGUGGCGUCACAGUUCCUCACCAGGACAGAGGAUGCGGCUAUAGAUAUGACUACUAAUGAAAAGGUCGUGGACCUUCUGAACCAGGCCGCUUUAAUGGCCACCGAUGAUAAACUCACUGCUCUUAAGCAGGUGCAAGAGCUGAUUAUUAAUAAGGAUCCUUCAUUACUUGACAAUUACUUGGAUGAGAUGCUAGCAUUUCAGAAUGACAAAUCAAUAGAAGUGAGGAAAUUUGUUAUUGGUUUCAUUGAAGAAGCAUGUAAAAGGGACAACGAGCUGUUACUAAAGCUGUUGGGGAAUUUGAACAUGGUGUUGAGAGAUGAUAGUGUAAACGUUGUGAAGAAGGCCAUCCUGACGCUCACUCAGCUUUACAAAGUGACACUGCAGUGGCUACUGCGCAUGAAGACUAUCUCAGACGUGCAGGAGGGAUGCUGGGACAUGGUGACCCAGAUGAAGGGGGAGGUCCUGGCUCUGCUCGACUCGGAUAACGACGGCGUUCGCACACACGCCAUCAAAUUUACAGAGUCGCUAAUCAUCACGCUGUCGCCUCGCACCUCCGAUUCGGACGUCCCCAAGAAGCAGGAAGGGGACAUCAGCCUGGACAAAGUUCCUAAGGACCAUUCAUAUAUUCACUAUGAUGUUCUGUGUGAAGAAGGCAAGUCAGCUCUGGAGCAGCUCCUGAAGUUCAUGGUUCACCCAGCCAUCUCCAGCAUUAAUCUGACCACAGCUCUGGGCUCACUGGCCACUUUGGCUCGGCAGAGACCCAUGUUCAUGUCCGAGGUCAUUCAAGCUUAUGAGACUCUACAUGCCAACCUGCCCCCAACGCUUGCCAAGUCGCAGGUGAGCAGCGUGCGCAAGAGCCUCAAGUUGCACCUGGUGUCCGUGCUGCGGCACCAGAGCAGCGUAGACUUCCACAGCCAGAUCUCCACACUCCUGCUGGAUCUGGGAAUGGCCCAAAGCGAGAUUACCCGCUGCAUUCCUGCCGCCACACAGGUCCGCAAGAGACCGCGGCAUGAGCCUUACAGCGAGGGCAAGAGGAUCAAAAUGGAACCCGCUCUGAUUGAGGAUGAUGACGAUAAAGAGGAGCCGGUACCCAUCAUCACACCCAAGCCAUUGGCCACCACCGGGACGCAGUCUGCUAUAGACAUCACAGCAGAGUUCCUGCUGCCUCUGCUCACUCCAGAGAACGUGGCCAACCUGGUGCUCAUCAGCAUGGUUUACCUGCCAGACAACAUGCCAGCCUCCUUCCAAGCUACUUACACACCUGUGGAGUCAGCAGGCACAGAUUCCCAAAUCAAACAUCUGGCCAGGCUCAUGGCCACGCAGAUGACCUCAGGGGGACUUGGACCUGGUCUGGAGCAGUGCAAAGCCCGCGAUGAAGAAGGAAAGGAGGGUGAGGCCGACGCUGCCGUGGCGGAGACCAGCUCUAAAGACCCCAUUAUCAUCCGGAAAGUGUCAGCUGUGUCUCUGGGCCAGGCCAUCUCCGUAGUGGGGUCCUACAAGAGUGAAGCUAUGGAGGAGACGCCCCAGGCCAAGAAACUCCCAGAACCCAUUUUGCCUUCUACACAGCCCAAAGCACCGGGGAGCAGCGGAAGAAAGAAAGUCUUCAGGUUGGCUGAUGUGGUCCAGCCGUUGUCCGACACCCAACUGGAGAAGUUAACCAGCAUGGCUGUCCGACGAAUUCUCCAAUCUGAAAAGGCAAUUGCAAGAACUGGAAUGUCCCAUGUUCGUGUAAAGUUGCUAGCAAGAUUGAUCACUCAGUUCGAGGGUGCAAUGAAGGAUGACAUGCUGCGUUUCAUCCUGGAGGAUAUCCGGAACCGCAUCGACCUAGCUUUCGCUCUUCUCUAUCAGGAGUACAACCAGUACUUGAGCCAGGUGCCAUCAGGCUCUCUGGAGAGCUACGAGCACUGCUUGUUCACGCUGCUUUCAGGCUUACAGGAGCGGCCUGAACAGAGAGACGGGCUCUUCAAUAAGUUGGUGCUUGAGGCUCCUCUGAUCACAGAGUCAGCGCUGGAGGUGAUCCGGCGCUACUGUGAGGACGAGUCUCGUGUUUACCUCGGCAUGCCCACUCUAAAAGAUCUCAUCCUGAAACGCCCCUCCAGACAGUUUCAGUACCUCCACGUUCUCCUGGACCUCAGCUCUCACGAGAAAGAAAAAGUGCGCUCGGCAGCCCUGAACAUCAUCAAGUGGAUGUACGAGAAGGACCACCUGCGAGACUACAUUGAGAAGUUUGCCCUGAACUACAUGCAGCUUCUCGUUCACCCGAAUCCGCCCUCGUUGCUGUUCGGGGUCGGAGAGGACACAGAGGUGGCAGCUCCCUGGACAGAGGAGACCGUGAGACAGUGUCUGUACCUCUACCUCUCCCUUCUUCCUCUCAACCACCGCUUGGUCCACGAGUUAGCUGCGGUCUACACCGAAGCUAUCGCUGACAUCAAGCGGAGCGUGCUCCGUGUCAUCGAGCAGCCUAUUAGAGGAAUGGGAAUGAACUCUCCUGAUCUGCUGCUGCUGGUUGAAAACUGUCCCAAGGGGGCAGAGACUCUGGUCACUCGCUGUCUACACAUACUGACUGAUAAAGUCCCUCCAUCUCCAGACCUGGUUGAGCGAGUACGGGAUCUCUAUCACAAACGAGUGCCAGAUGUGCGUUUCCUCAUUCCAGUCAUCAACGGCCUGGAAAAGAAAGAGGUGAUCCAGGCAUUGCCCAAACUUAUCAAGCUCAACCCCAUAGUAGUCAAGGAGGUCUUCAAUCGCUUGCUGGGGACACAACACAGUGAAGGCAGUUCUUCCGUGUCCCCUCUGACUCCUGGCGAACUCCUCAUCGCUCUGCAUAACAUCGACUCCACCAAAUGCGACAUGAAGUCCAUCAUUAAAGCUACGAACCUGUGCUUUGGUGAGAAGAACGUGUACACGUCGGAGGUGCUGGCCGUGGUCAUGCAGCAGCUGAUGGAGCAGAAUCCUCUCCCCAUGCUGCUCAUGCGGACCGUCAUCCAGUCACUUACAAUGUACCCUCGCCUGGGUGGCUUCGUCAUGAACAUCCUCACUCGCCUGAUCCCCAAACAGGUUUGGAAGUACCCCAAGGUGUGGGAAGGAUUUGUGAAGUGCUGCCAGCGCACCAAGCCACAGUCCUACACCGUUCUGCUUCAGUUGCCACCAGCGCAGCUUUCCAGCGUUUUCGAGCGCUGCCCUGAGAUGAGAGAGCCUCUCCUUCAGCAUGUCCGCUCCUUUACCCCACACCAGCAAGCCCACAUUCCGUCCUCCAUCAUGGCUAUUCUGGAGGCUAACAGUCGGAUGCCUGAGCCUGAACCACCACAGCAGGAACCUGAGCACAUAAAAGUGCAGGAGGAAAGAGAGUUACACACCCAACAGUUUAUGAGGCCCAUAACCCAGGUGGAAACUCGAGCUCCAAUUGUAGUAGCAGCUCCUCCUGAACUAGUGCCUGAGUCAGUAGUCAGAAGAGAGGAAAUAGAGGAGCCUAUGGAGGAAGGAGAGGCGGGUUCAGAACGUCUCGAGAUUGCCACCGAAGCCACAACGCAAAUGGAAACACCUGAAAUUGAAUCUGCAUCCACCUCUGUUCCCCAGGAAACAGCAGAGGAACCAAUGGAGACGACUAUUACUGAGCCUGCAGAAAACCAGCAGAAAGAGGUGGUAGAGGAACAAGGCCCAGAACCCGAAACACAAGCAAACGAUCCUGAAUAAAACACACAUUAUGGCUGAUCCAAGUUCAGCAUAUCUGUGUUGAGUCUAAAGUCUAGAACCUUAAAUAUAGUUAAUUGUUUGUGAUUACGUUCCUUCGUUCUUCACUCCUGUGAAAACAAAAAAAGUCAUGAAAUAACAAGGUAUGUCUGGAUAAUAAAGAUCUUUGUAUAAAG